AAAGUUUUUCUGUUUGAGCUUAGAAACUUUAGUUAAAUUGAAACAUUGUAGGUACAAAUAUGACACCACGUGUAUCAACACCUGUUCUAAAGACAACAGAGUUGCAAACAACAAUGAGAGAAGGAUCAACACCCCCAACUCUGCCUUCAGAAAAGCAGAACAGUCAUCCAGAUGUAUCGGCUGAUGGUGUGUAUAACGUACAUUCAAGACCCCAGAGAAGUUUGUAUGUUCAGGAUCUGGGAGGCAUGGAGGAACCAAAAACCAUAGGUUUCCUUAUCUGGGCGCUAAUAACAACGCUGACCGUGUUGGUCUUUAUUUUGCGACUGCUCACCCGCAUGAAUCACAGAUGUUGUGCUCACAACAGUGCAGACGCAGCUGACCAACUAGAUGCUUGGAGCCAUACUACUGUGCAACUAGGAACUGAGACCCACACUACUGUGCAACCAGGAAGUGAGACCCACGCUACUGACCCUGAAAUAUUACAUGCAACACUUAAUAACUUCAAGACGCACUUAUCAAAGCGAGGCUACUCUACUUCGGAAAUUGAUCCUAUUAUCAAGGAAACGGUCAACACAAACCGAUCAGAACUCAUCAUCAAAAAGACUAAAGAACAGUCAUUACGUAACCCUACAAGAAUCAAUUGCAAUGAACCAUACAAAAUUCAGAACUGA
Molecule: messenger RNA, 671 nt
Organism: Saccostrea cuccullata (small rock oyster)
Lineage: Eukaryota; Metazoa; Mollusca; Bivalvia; Ostreida; Ostreidae
Exons: 6
Coding region: 60-671 (203 amino acids)
Source: RefSeq, a predicted model, not a curated record